AUGGCUGUGCAUCAGGAAGACGUGGAAGACCCCAAAACUGCCACUGUGGUGCAGGAAAAGGAUGACGAGAAAAAUGUCGUCCUCGAUGCUGGCGCCGUACUCAAAGGCGCCCAGCAGGCUACAGAUGCCGAGCAUAAGAUGGGCCUGGUGGAAGGUAUCCGCAAAUACCCCAAGGCUUGUUUCUGGUCUUUCCUCUUUUCUGCCGCCCUCAUCAUGGAGGGUUUCGAUAAGGCAUUUGUGACUGCCUUCUUCGCCUUCCCAGAAUUCCAAAAGCGGUACGGCGAACUACAGCCGACAGGCGACUAUCAGAUCCCGGCAAGCAUCCAGGCGGGUAUUGGCAAUGGCGUUUCCGCCGGUCAGAUCAUCGGGCUCCUCAUUAACGGUAUCCUUGCUGAUAAGUUCGGGUACCGAUGGGUCAUGUUGGGCUGCCUGUUCCUGAUGGUAUGCUUUAUCUUCAUUCAGUUCUUUGCCACCAGCAUAUACAUGUACCUCGGGGCCGGCAUCCUUCUCGGGGUGCCCUGGGGUGUGUUUCAGACAUUGACCACUACAUACGCCGCCGAGGUUACGCCCAACGUCCUCCGACCAUACCUUACAUCACUGGUUUCUCUCUGCUGGUCCGUCGGCUAUCUUAUCGGCACUGCCACACUACGAGGCUUCCUUUCUAUGAAGGGUGAAUGGGCAUUCCGCAUUCCCUUCGCUAUUCAGUGGGCACUCCCGAUCCCUCUCGCGAUUGGCAUCUUCUUGGCUCCCGAAUCGCCAUGGUGGCUUGCCCGAAAGGGUCGUACCGAUCAAGCGGUCAAGGCUCUGCGAAGGCUUCGGUCUAAGGAUGCCACAGCAGAUGAGAUUACUAACACGCUCUCCAUGAUUGAAUAUACUAUCAACAUCGAGAAGGAUAUCAACUCAAAGAAUAGCUCGUACUGGGAGCUCUUCCAGGGUAUAAACCUCCGACGAACCGAGGUAACUGUUUUGCUCUAUGUUCUCCAAGAGAUAUGCGCACCAUUGGUGUCGUAUGUCGUGUACUUCUUGCAGCAAGCCGGCGUUCCCACCACGGCCUCGUUUAAUUUCGGAAUGGGUCAAUACGCAUUGGCUAUUGUCGGCGUCUUCAUCGCCUGGUAUCUUACUCCACGCGUAGGUCGACGAACGCUUAUCCUUUGGGGCAACUGUUUCAUGGCAUCCACCACCAUCUUGAUUGGUUUCUUGGGCAUCCCAAAUACCACCACACAUACCAAUUUUGCAUACGCUAUUGGAAGCAUCCUCUUGAUUGAGUACUUCAUCUUCUUCAUCACCCUCGGCCCCAUCAUCUACACCAUUGUGACGGAGAUCCCCUCUAGUGCACUCCGCACAAAGAGUGUGGUGAUUGCGAGGGCCACCUACAAUGUCUUUGUGUUGGUUGCCGGUCAAUUGGUACCGCGUAUGGUCCAGAGGGCUGCAUGGAAUUGGGGCGCCAAAUCCGGUUUCUUCUAUGGUGGUCUUAUGGCGUUCUGGAUGGUGUGGGUUUUCUUCCGCCUUCCAGAGACAAAGGAUCGUACCUUUGCCGAGAUUGACAUUCUAUUCAAGAAUAAGGUCAAGGCCCGAGACUUCAAAAAGACUCGCGUGGACCUUGCCUCGCAGACUGUUUCUCAGGAAUGA
This is a messenger RNA of Phaeoacremonium minimum UCRPA7, 1629 nucleotides long. RefSeq names its product putative mfs alpha-glucoside protein. The transcript has a single exon. NCBI's taxonomy places the organism in Eukaryota, Fungi, Ascomycota, Sordariomycetes, Togniniales, Togniniaceae. The record is from RefSeq and is a predicted model, not a curated record. Gene Ontology annotation, cellular component: membrane. Gene Ontology annotation, biological process: transmembrane transport; carbohydrate transport. The coding region runs from base 1 to 1629 and encodes 542 amino acids. Gene Ontology annotation, molecular function: carbohydrate:proton symporter activity.